UUAAAUAAUAAUGAAUUAUUGAAUGCAUUUUGACAAAGAACGCACUUAUUGUCGAUAUUAUUGUGUACAGAAACUAGUGUUGUAUUUUAUUUCAUUAUGAACACUUGUUCAUAUUGUCCUAGUUGGUGUGGUAGUUAUGAAAGUAUUUGUUCUGGUGGUACUCUAUUCAACUUUCGACACCGCUGUAUCCAAAGACACCGUUUUCUUCAUCCCCUAAAACGACCACCAAGACUGCACCUCAUUUCGUCGUCUGAAGAGUUUCAAACAGCCACUUGGAGCCCUGAAAAUGACCCAAAAUAUGUUUUAGCCCGUGUUUGUGCCGUUGGUUCCUAUCUACAAGGACACAUUGUGCUCAUUCACUCAGCCAAGGAUCCCUAUUGGAUGCUUCCCAUUCUGAUAGGAAGUGUUGAAGCACAGAGCAUUGCUUUGGCACUUUCUGGUGUAAAAGCCCCACGUCCUUCUACAUACGAUUUGUUUUAUAGAUUACUUUUGAUACAAGGUGCCAAAAUAGUAAAAGUUGCCAUCACUCAUGUUUCUCAAAAGUCAUUGUAUGCUCGAAUAUGGAUAAAGUGUGGCAACCAAGUGGAAAAGUGGAUGGAAGCGAGACCUUCCGAUGCACUCAAUAUUGGUAUUCGUUUUGGAUGCGAUUUGUAUGUCAACCAGUUGGUGCUUAGACAUUCGGGUGAAAGACUAGAAAAGAUUCAGAAAGAAAUUGCUGGCUCAUUUGUCCGUAUUUUGUUUCCCGAGUCGUUUGUUGAACUUGUUUCUCGAAAGUCGUUGAAUGCUGUGGUAUUUCAUUUGGUUAAUGAGGCAAAAUAUUCUUCACAAAUAUUGAAAUGGAGAGCGAUAUUGGAUGUAUCCAAAAGAAUUCAAGACUCAUUAUUAUUGUCAGAAGCAAAAGAAAAACUCAAUACGAUUUAUCCCAUAGAUGAGUGGAGAGAACGCAUCAAGGAGGCUGUCAACAAAGAAGACUAUGAUAAGGCUGCUUAUUAUCGAGACCAAAUCAUUGAGUGGUUACUUGAAAAGUAUCAACAAGAACUGGAUGAUCGCAAGGAAGAUUCUGAAGGAGCCUUGGAAGAUGAUCAUCAACCUCCCCUUUGAAAGAUUGAGUCUUUUUUGGGUGGU
Galdieria sulphuraria is the source of this 1125-nucleotide messenger RNA. RefSeq lists its product as uncharacterized. The record is from RefSeq and is a predicted model, not a curated record. NCBI's taxonomy places the organism in Eukaryota, Rhodophyta, Bangiophyceae, Galdieriales, Galdieriaceae. The coding region runs from base 97 to 1101 and encodes 334 amino acids. The transcript has a single exon. Gene Ontology annotation, molecular function: nuclease activity; protein binding.